Messenger RNA from Elephantulus edwardii (Cape elephant shrew), 945 nucleotides. Its product is annotated as olfactory receptor 8S1-like. The transcript has a single exon. The record is from RefSeq and is a predicted model, not a curated record. NCBI's taxonomy places the organism in Eukaryota, Metazoa, Chordata, Mammalia, Macroscelidea, Macroscelididae. Bases 1 to 945 code for a protein of 314 amino acids. Gene Ontology annotation, molecular function: G protein-coupled receptor activity; olfactory receptor activity. Gene Ontology annotation, cellular component: membrane. Gene Ontology annotation, biological process: G protein-coupled receptor signaling pathway.
AUGAAAAAUGACAGUGCCAUUAUUGAAUUUGUCCUCCUGGGAAUGUCUAGUGACCCCCAGAUUCAAGUUGUGCUCUUCAUAUUGUUCCUGGUGAUUUACCUCCUGACCUUGAUAGGGAACCUGGUGAUGAUCCUUGUGAUCAAGGCUGAUUCCCACCUUCACACACCAAUGUACUUCUUCCUUGGACAUUUGUCCUUCCUGGACAUGUGCUUCUCCUCAGUCACUGUGCCCAAGAUGCUACAGAACUUCUUGUCUCAGAAAAAGAAUAUCUCAGUGUGGGGCUGCAUCACCCAGAGUUUCUUUUUCACUCUCUCUGGAGGAACUGAAGCCUGUCUGCUCUCUGCUAUGGCCUAUGACCGCUAUGCUGCCAUCUGCCACCCUCUGGUCUAUACUGUGGUCAUGAACAGACCCAUCUGCAUUUUAAUUGUGAGCAUAGCAUGGGCAGUAGGAUGUCUAAUAUCCUUGAUAAACAGUCUCUUCAUCCACAAUUUACAUUUUUGUGGAUCUAAUAUUAUUCCUCACUUCAGCUGUGAGCUGCCUCCACUCUUCCCACUAUCGUGCAAUGAUCCUACUGCCAAUGAGAUUCUUCUAGCUGUAUCAUGUGCAUUUAUGGGACUGUUAACACUUCCCCUGAUUCUCUUUUCUUACUCCAGAAUAAUCUCUGCCAUAUUAAGAAUUGGCUCCUCUAAGGGUCAAGGCAAAGCCUUUUCUACCUGUUCCUCCCACCUCACUGUUGUACUCUUGUUCUAUGGGACAACUUUUUUCAGGUACCUAAGCCCUACUUCAGGCUCCAUAUUGGAGCAGGUGGUUUCCAUUCAGUACAGUGUGAUCACCUCCUUGCUGAACCCAGUCAUCUACAGCCUCAAGAAUCAGGAGGUGAAGGCAGCGCUACAGAGGAUGAUAAGGCAACAAAAGUGUACGUGUGGGUUAGAAAAAGCUGUGUGA